GGGAAUCCCAAGAGCAGAGACUCCCCAAGGACCUGUGGAAGGUGACUUGGAAGUGUAUUCCGAAGCCAGUUUUCUGCGUAGACUGAAGGAUAUUGACUCAUUCAUGUGGAUUUGGGACUCCUACCUCAUGUGGAUUGGAUUGUUCCAGUGGCCCUGUGCCUGUUCCAUUAGGAGCCCUUCAUCUUCCUUGGAGUCAUACAUUGCCUUUUAAACUCCAGAGACACAGCCUUGAAGAAUUCAUGGAAAUGGAUCAGCAUCAUUAAGUCAGAGCUAUAACCCUGUGUUUUAGCUCAGGUCUGAUGGCUUGAGACUGCUGAUAUCCAGUGUUCUGGAAAUCCAGUGCCCAUAGAUGUGGACCAAGGAAGAGCCCCGACCAUGGUCACUCUUAUCACAGAGAAGCUGCAGAACCAGAGUUUGGAUGACCUUACCCGAAGGGCCCGGGAGGCUGGCCCGUAUUCUGCUGAGAAACUGAACAAAAGUGGCCAUUUGUUCCCUUUGGAGAUUGGCGUGGACAAAAGUCCCUGGAAGGCCUUACAUGGAGGAUGGCCCAUUGGGAGCCAGGCGGCCUCAGGCCCCUUCCCACUGGGCCCACUUGGUGUGUCUCACACCGAAGGUCUCAAAUGGCAGCUGGCAUCUCCAGGGUCUACGGAAAUGGGCAGCUUCUUGGACUUCCGUGAGAGCACAGGGCCACCUGCAGCACCACCGACCAAGCGACACUGCCGGUCCCUGUCAGAACCAGAGGAGCUGGCUCGAUGCCGCUCCCCAUGGCGCCCUGGUAACUCCAGGGUGUGGACCCCCAUCUCUAAGAGGAGAUGCAACAGUGGUGGGAGUGCCACACUGCAGAGCUGCAGUGGCCUCGGGAACCCUACCCUGCAGGCAAGUCGAGGCCCAGGCCUACCCAGGAGUCCUGUAUCACCUGCUGGCCCUACCUCACCGAUGACACCCCGGCCAGCUUCAGCCAGCAGUGGCUUUGUGGAUGGCAGUGAGGGCAAUACAAGCUCAGGUCCACCUUGGCUUUCUGCAGGACCCUGUCCGUUUUCCUCCAGGCGCCGACUGUCUCUCUCACAAGAGCACCUUGUAGAUGCAAGCACUUGCCUGCCUUCAGCCAGCAGCACCCCCACAUCCACACCGGAGCUGGGCCGACACCAUGGCCUGCUCCGGUGCCGGUCACAGCCUUGCGUAUUGGAUGGGAGGAGGGUCCGGCGCAAACGGAGACGGGAGGAGGAUGCCAGGUGGACGCGCCCAUCCUUGGACUUUCUGAAAAUGACACGGACUUUAAAGAACUCAAAGAGCCUUUGCUCCCUGGACUAUGAAGAUGAUGAGGACGACACCCAGGCGAAGACUGUUGUGUCCUCCCCAUGUACCUCGCAGGGCCUUGUGGACAUCAUCACACCUGGCUCUAGCCCAAGGAUUCCCAGGCCCGGCCCUACCAGCCCCAGUGCCUGGGCUUCGGGGGAGCCAGAGGCCAGCACAGGAGAGGGUGGGAGCAGUGGGGAACCCAGUGACUGGGACAGUGCAGAAGAGGAGGGCGUCUUCCCACUGGACCACAGUGACCUGGACCUGGAGCAGAUCGAGAACAACUGACUUGGGGCCGAGCAGUGGUUGCCGUCUGUCACCUUGGUGCCUGACCAGUGGAAAUAACUUGUGUGUUAUUUUGAAAUUGAGGCGUAAUUUUGAUUCAGUUUUUCCUAAAGAAGUAUUUUGCAUUUUUAUGGCUUCUACAGUUUGGGAGAGCUUCUCUAUUUUGGAAUGGGUUUUCAGAGGGGAUUCUAUUAAACAUGGUUCUGCCUGGA
This is a messenger RNA of Peromyscus leucopus (white-footed mouse), 1793 nucleotides long. RefSeq names its product family with sequence similarity 53 member A (gene Fam53a). The transcript is spliced from 6 exons. Gene Ontology annotation, biological process: protein import into nucleus. Gene Ontology annotation, cellular component: nucleus. NCBI's taxonomy places the organism in Eukaryota, Metazoa, Chordata, Mammalia, Rodentia, Cricetidae. The record is from RefSeq and is a predicted model, not a curated record. The coding region runs from base 376 to 1584 and encodes 402 amino acids.